AUGAAUGUUAAAAGUAACAAAAAUGAAGUCAAAGAAGAUUUGAAAAAAAUAGAAGUUCUGGAACAUUUAAACGUUCAAAAUAAAUUUACUCAGCAUGAUCAAAAACAAUUCUUAAUAAGUUUCCAAAGCCAAUCGGAGAAUCGAAGAAAUCACUUUACAAGAAAUAAACAAAACCAAGUUAAAUAUAUUAAAAAAGAUAAACUAUUAAACAAAAUAAUCUGCCAAAACAAAUCUGAGGAUAGGAAAAAACGCAUAGCAAUUUUAGAAUGGGAAAGACUUAUAACAAAAUUAAAUUUAAUAGAUCAAUUAUUAGUUGAAAAAUGGAAUGAAUACUCAACUAAUAUUGACAGCAUUGAAAAUUUAACUAUGCAUUCAUGCACUACUCUUUAUGAAGAUAGUUGGGGUGAACCUCCAAAAAAAGUGUUGGAUUGGAACAAAAAAGUUAAUAGCAAUGUUUAUUGCGUUUGCGGAAUAUGCUGGAGUCCAAAUUGUUGGUACAAGACAGAAGAAGAAAAAAAUAAAGAAAACGAAUUCAAAACAGGAUGGCCACUAAUCCCAAGUUGCAAACUAUGUUCAGAUCAGUAUCGCCGCAUUUAUCAUAUGGGAAGACAGUGCCCUCGGGAAGAGUUUAAAAGGUGGUCUAAAGGAGAAGAAAAUAAUUUUUAUAAUGAAUUGAGUCUGGAAGAAUGA
Molecule: messenger RNA, 690 nt
Organism: Dentiscutata erythropus
Lineage: Eukaryota; Fungi; Glomeromycota; Glomeromycetes; Diversisporales; Gigasporaceae
Source: the annotation of a GenBank genome assembly